GGAUCGUUUAAACACAGCGAUAAAUCAAACAACUUAUCAAGGUCAAUCGAGUUGUUGCAACUUAUCAUUGUGUGUAAACGGUGCAUCGCACGACUUAUCAAAGUUGGAGUUGGGUUGAGGUUGGUAUCGGAUUGAAUCAACUUGGAUUGAAUCGUCGUGUCUAAACGGUACAGCGAUUUAUCAUUGGGGUUGGGUUACCGGAUUAGAAUUUAUUUACAUAUCCAAUUAAAUGUACAGGGUGAUUGAUUAGUGGGGUAAAGCUACGUAGAUCCGUUAUAGUAAUAGAUAGCAAUAAAAGUUAAUAACAAAAAUUGUAGUUAACUUUGAGAUUCACAUUUAUAAAAUUAAUUAGAAUGUUACAUAGGAUGUUCGAUAACAUAGUGGCAGACCAAAUUUAUUUUUUUUUAUUGGAAUACCCUCUAUUUUAUUUUAUAUUCAAAAUCUUCUUAACUUCGCCAUUACAAAUGUAUAAAGGAUUUUUAUGUUAUACAGGGUAUUUUACAAAGUUAUAACCAAUUUUAUAUGAAAAUUGUAACAAGUUAACUCAUUGUAUAAAUAAAAAUAAGCACAAAAGCAAUGGAUUAUUGAUGCCAUUUUUUUUAUUUAUUUGUGUUUUGUGUUUUAUUAGCACUGGUUUUUACAACCAACUGGCCAGUCAAUUUCAUAAUAAUUUGUUUUAGCCUAUAACUUAUUAUAUUACUAACUCAGGGGAGUAAUGUGUAGUGUGUGUGUUGAGUAAGUGUCUUGUUACUUUGCAAAGUCGACGUCAUUAUUGUCUUUGCAAAGAGACGCUAAUUGUAUCCGAACGUCUGCGGUCACUCCGGUGAGUACCGAGAUCCCACAAGGACAGCAACUAGUUUCAUUUAUGUAUUAAUUUAUAAUAAACGAAAAAUUUCUGACCCUGGUGAGAUUCGAACUCACGACCAUUCGGACCUUUCGAGCGCUCUUACCACUGAGCCACAGAGGGGGUCUUUACAAAUAUUAAAUGACGCAGAAUUGUCACCCAAUUUUAUAAAAAAAGUUCCAUAAACUACUAAUUUAUCGUUUUAUUUGGCACUGGUGGUAUUUUUAAAAGACUAAAAUAAAUUAUUGAAUAUCGAUACAAAUACGAUGAACACAAAUUCAAUAACCUGAAACUCUAAAAGCCUUUUCAUUACUAGUGUAUUCGUAAUUAUUUGCAGUCCCAGCUGUAGUUAAGUGGUGCAAUAAAACAAUAAACUUGGGUCUGGGCAUAUCAAUAUCUUGGGUGAGAAAAGAACGUGAAAUAUCACGUUUUGCCGUUUUGCCCAUAAAGGGAUUACAAAGUAAUGAUAUUUGGCCCACCUUUACUUGAUAGUAUUUUCAAUAUUUUCUGUCUGUGUUGUUGCGCGGUCAAAGAAAGACAGAGUUUCCGUUUCAGUCUAUCUUAGUUUUUAAAGGCGAAAUGGCAGAAGAAUUAAAACAACCUACUCCUCGAGAGUUUUUGACUGAGUUUAUUGAACUUUAUAGAAGUCAUACGUGUUUGUGGCUCGUUAAGAGCAAAGAUUACUCCGACAGAAAUAAAAGAGAUAUUGCAUAUGCUGAGCUCGUAAAAAAAUUCCAGGAGUUUGAUUCAUCGGCAGACCGAAAUAUCGUUAUCAAAAAAAUUAGUGCAUUACGUACGGUGUAUAAGAGAGAACUGUCAAAAGUUGUCAAAUCAGAAAAAUCCGGGACGGGCCAGGAUGAUGUGUAUAAACCUAGUUUGUGGUACUUCGACCUUCUGCAUUUUCUGAGAGACCAGGAAUCUGCAAGACCUAGUAGGAGUACCAUGAGUGAUGGCAAUCCAGAAACAGAACAAUAUGAGGAUUCAGAACAUAUGCAUCUACCCCAUUCCCAAGAAGGAGAGGUGGCUCUUCCAAUGUCAGGUGAUGAUAGAUGUAGCACGUCACCAUCACCAAACGCUAAGUCUAAAAAAAAAAGAUGCUGAGUUCGGCAGAUGAGGUGAUAGAGCUAGCGGGAGAGCGGCUAAAAAAUAUUCAUCCUGAUGAUGAGUUCGAAGCCUACGGAAAGUAUGUAGCCCAUAAGCUACGUUCCCUUAAACGAACCCAGGCCAUAUUCGCGAGAAAACUCAUAAAUGACGUGAUUUUUGAGGGGGAGCUUGAAACACUCUCCAAAGAUUAUAAAGUAAUGAACAGUCAGCCAUAUAACCCCCAACUUUACCACCAACAACCC
Diabrotica virgifera virgifera (western corn rootworm) is the source of this 2190-nucleotide messenger RNA. RefSeq lists its product as uncharacterized. The record is from RefSeq and is a predicted model, not a curated record. Bases 1424 to 1945 code for a protein of 173 amino acids. Lineage: Eukaryota; Metazoa; Arthropoda; Insecta; Coleoptera; Chrysomelidae. The transcript is spliced from 2 exons.